CAAAAGGAGAAAGAAAACAAGUGUUACUGGAUUUGCCAGAAACUGGACUGUGACACAUGAUUGUGGUGUCCUUGAAGAAAAGCAUUCUAGAGGGAAAAUGAGGAAACAUGGAUGGCAACUUCCUUACCAUCCUCUUCAGGUGGUGGCUGUUGCUGUGUUCUUGGCACUGGGUUUUGCUUUCUACGUCUUCUUUGCUCCGUUUGUUGGGAACAGGAUUCAUCAGUACAUUGCCAUGGGCAUUUACACUCCUCUGAUUACAUGUGUGGUUGGACUGUAUAUAUGGUGUGCGGCGUCAGAUCCUGCAGACCAUGGAGUUUUCCGGUCAAAGAAGUACCUUGAAAUCUCUGAAAACGUGAAAUUUCCCCAAUCAAAGGAUGCAAAAGAUGGCUGUGGUUCAACAACAGGUGGUGCCAAGUCUCAUGACAGCACAUGUGUAAAUGAUCAAGAAAAUGGAACUAACAAGAAACUGGAGUCAUCAUCACAAAGAUCUUCUCUCCUGCGUUUGCUCUGCUCUCCAUGUGCCUUGCUUUGUAGUUGUUGCAGUGGAAGAGAUGAAUCUUCUGAGCAGCAGAUGAGUGAGGAUGGGAUGUUUUAUUGCAGUCUAUGUGAAGUUGAGGUCUUCAAAUACAGUAAGCAUUGCAGAGUUUGUGACAAAUGUGUGGACCGUUUUGAUCAUCACUGCAGGUGGCUAAACAACUGCAUUGGCAAGGGGAACUACAGAAAGUUCUUCAGCCUUAUGGUAUCAGCUAUUUUCUUGCUCAUUAUGCAAUGGUCAACUGGUAUAUUUGUGCUGGUACUAUGUCUACUCCGGAGGAACCAGUUCAACACAGACAUUGCCUUAAAGCUGGGAAGCAGCUUCUCGCUUGUUCCAUUUGUUAUAGUCGUUGUUGUUUGCACUCUACUAUCAAUGCUGGCAACGCUACCUGUUGCUCAGCUUUUCUUCUUUCACAUUCUUCUCAUCAAAAAGGGGAUCACUACAUACGACUACAUAGUUGCACUAAGGGAACAAGAGCAAGAGCUAGAAGAAGGUGGUGGUGGAGGUCAACAAAGCCCUCAAAUGUCAAUGAUCAGCUCGUUCACUGGACUAAGCAGUGCAAGCUCCUUCAAUACAUUUCAUCGUGGAGCUUGGUGCACUCCACCGCGUCUGUUUGUUGAGGAUCAGUUUGAUGUAGUUCCUCCAGAGAAUGCGUCAGUAAGUUCAUAUGGGAAGAAGACAGUGGUUGAGGAACGCGUCAAGAAGAAGACACAACCUGUGAAGAUCAGUCCAUGGACUCUAGCGCGUCUCAAUGCAGAAGAAGUCUCAAAGGCAGCAGCAGAAGCAAGGAAGAGAUCCAAAAUUAUCCAGCCUGUAGCGAGGAGGGAAGCAAGCAGCAGCAGCUUUGGAAGCAGCGGCCGUAGAAUGUUCCCUGAAAAAUUUGAAGCUGUUGAUAGUAACGGGAAGCAGCAGCAGAGAAGGCAAUCUAAGCAGCGCAUAAGGUUACCAGCAGAACCGUUGAUGAAUGUUCAGACAAGAGUAGCUAUGGAGACAUCAACUAGCUCAUCAGGGCUAGGUCCUCUUCAGCUAGAAGCAAGAAGCGCGUUUCAGACGAGCAGAGCAAUGUCAGGGUCAGGUGGUCUUACGGUGACAUCUUCACCAGAGAGCAGCUUAGACUCGCAUGACAUUCACCCUUUUAGAGUGUCUGCUGAAGCAGCAGAAGGGUCGGUGCAGCUCAACAGGUUUUCUUCAGCUGUUGGUCUGAUGGGUCAACAGGGAGGUCAACAUCAACAACAAUCCAUGAUGAUGAUGAUGCCAUUGUCAAGGUCAACAAGUGGUGGCUACGAUGCUUCUGGUGGAGAAGACAGUGAUCAGGUUCCUUGUAGAAGCAUCUACAAAUCAAGAUGAGAAGUAUAAUAAUAAUCACUCUAGUCUUGUGGCUCUUAAGGGUUGUGAUAUAUGGCUGGUCACAUACAAAUGGAUUGAUCAAGAGAAGCUCUUAGAGUGUUUGCAAGGAGCUCUUAAGGGAAACAUCUGUAGGGGGGAAAAAGGGUAAGACUAUUGUGGAUUCUUAAGAUUUGUAAUUGUUAAAGGUGAUGAACAGGUUGAACAUGAUCUUUUAGGGAUUGACCAGAACUUUCUUUGCUUGUUUUUGUUAGGAAAAAAAAUGUUUUUUUAUUUCUCUGAAAAGGAUGUCAAGUUGCACAGUGCAUAUGUUGUUAUCUCCUUAAAUUGUUGUGUUUGGACUCAAACUGAAUGUAAAACUUGACCUCCAAGUCUCACGUUAUUCUUUUUGUAGAUUGCACUUAACUUCA
Raphanus sativus (radish) is the source of this 2289-nucleotide messenger RNA. RefSeq names its product probable protein S-acyltransferase 22. The transcript is spliced from 10 exons. The record is from RefSeq and is a predicted model, not a curated record. Lineage: Eukaryota; Viridiplantae; Streptophyta; Magnoliopsida; Brassicales; Brassicaceae. Gene Ontology annotation, biological process: protein targeting to membrane; peptidyl-L-cysteine S-palmitoylation. Gene Ontology annotation, cellular component: endoplasmic reticulum; Golgi apparatus. Bases 98 to 1882 code for a protein of 594 amino acids. Gene Ontology annotation, molecular function: protein-cysteine S-palmitoyltransferase activity.